Mercenaria mercenaria is the source of this 2890-nucleotide messenger RNA. Its product is annotated as protein YIPF6-like. NCBI's taxonomy places the organism in Eukaryota, Metazoa, Mollusca, Bivalvia, Venerida, Veneridae. The coding region runs from base 96 to 761 and encodes 221 amino acids. The transcript is spliced from 7 exons. Gene Ontology annotation, biological process: endoplasmic reticulum to Golgi vesicle-mediated transport. The record is from RefSeq and is a predicted model, not a curated record. Gene Ontology annotation, cellular component: membrane; trans-Golgi network.
CACGGGAAAACCCACAUCACAUAAUUUGUGUAAACGCUUGAAAGUGUCAAACAAUUUUUCAAUGAGCGCUUUAUCUAUUCAGAGCAAAAAUCAUCAUGGCUGACGUGGACUUUCACGAACAAUCAGAUCUGAAUGAUGUUUCACUGGAAGGGGACAUUACUGCUCCUGGUCUGAAAACUGAAGAUGAUGAGUUUUCUACCCUGGAUGAACCUGUCAAGGAUACUGUGAUGAGAGAUCUGAGAGCUGUAGGUGUGAAGUUCUGGCAUGUACUCUAUCCUAAAACAAGCACCGCAUUACUUAGAGAGUGGGAUCUCUGGGGACCACUGAUAUUGUGUGUAUUCAUGGCAAUGAUGCUGCAGGGCUCGUCUGAUGAUCUGGAUAAGAUGAGUGAUGGGGGACCACAGUUUGCCGAGGUGUUUGUGAUAUAUUGGGUAGGAGCUGUGGUUGUGACGCUCAACACAAAGUUACUUGGAGGAAACAUCUCAUUUUUCCAGAGUGUAUGUGUGCUAGGGUACUGUGUAUGUCCACUGGCUAUUGCUCUGAUCAUCUGUAGAGGUAUACUGAUUGCUGAUGAACAAACUACCAUGCUUUUCAUCAUCAGAUUUGUUACUGUUGUUGUGGGUUUUGGAUGGUCAACAUUUGCAUCCACAGCAUUCCUAGCAGAGAGUCAACCACCAAACAGAAAAGCACUUGCCAUGUUUCCAAUAUUCCUCUUCUACUUCGUGAUCAGCUGGCUGAUCAUUUCACAUACCCACUCAUAGUGUAGAUGUACAGUUAAGAACUGUUUAUAAAAUGGGAAAUUUAUUGGCCUUGGAAUAGGCCAUGAGGGAUAUUACAGGUUUAUAAAGAUACAGAUGAAGUGUGGAAGUGGUUAUUUUCUAGCCAGCAUGGUUCAAAUGGAGGGAAAUGGACUGAAGUGCACUAAUACACCAGAGGUCUGGUUAUGAAUUUAAAACACUCCUUCUUUGAAACAUGUUCAAGCUUUUUGACAUGCAGAAAGAACCAUACUGCAGAUGCCAGUUACUGCAUGGAAAGAGAGGCAGUUGGUUUGUACCAUGUUAGGUUCAAAGUUAGUUUUAAUCUAAUCUUAGGACACUCUGGCAUAAAUACUCACCUGUUACUGUGUACUGAUUUUCAGGUGUUAUGUGAAAGUCUCUUGCAAUCUGCGGCGUGCAUUUGUGACCUUUCAUGUUUAUUUGAGUUAAAAAAAAGUCAACAUUUAUACUUUAGGUCAGCCUAUGUACAAGUAAAUUAUUGUAUACAUGAAGUUGAUUUAUGAAGUUAGGCCAAGACUAGCAGUAGAACUGUAUUAAACUGAUCAUGUUUUUGAUUUAAAUCUACAAAACUUAAUAAUUUGGGUACAGAUUUAUUUUGUUGAUUAAACAGAAAUUGAAAAAUGCUUUUACAUAAGAUUACAAUUGUUAUUCAAGAAAACUUUCCUAGAAAACCACAAGAUGGGCAACAAUUGUUGAUGUAAUAUGUUUACUGUUACAUGAAGACAAGACUACUUAUCAAGUGUUAAUCUUUGGUCAAGGCAACAGUUUUCCAUGAAGUCUUAAGAGUAAUUUGAGCCGUGCCAUGGGAAAACCAACAUAGUGGGUGUGCGACCAGCAUGGAUCCAGACCAGCCUGUGCAUCCGCGCAGUCUGGUCAGGAUCCAUGCUGUUCGCUAACAGUUUCUCCAAUUCCAAUAGGCUUUAAAAGCGAACAGCAUGGAGCCUGACCAGACUGCGCGGAUGCGCAGGCUGGUCUGGAUCCAUGCUGGUCGCACACCCACUAUGUUGGUUUUCCCAUGGCACGGCUCAUUUGUUUUCAAGAAGAUGAUUUCAGCGUUCUACUCCUUGUUGAGCUGGCAAAAUAAUUCACAAGAAAGAAUGAUAAAAUUCUCUUACUGGACAUGGCUCUCUAGGAAAGUUUAGAUAAGUAUUAUAUAUCUGAAAAAUGUUGGACAUGUAUACAGUUAUGUGCUAUAUUUUAUUUGUAACACAAUUUUCCCCAAAGAAUUGCAUGCAUUUUCAACUUGUAAAACAAAUGUAUCUCAGAAUAUUGUAAUAUUUUUUGAUGAAAUAGAUAACUGUUAAUUACAAAAUCAUACUGCUGCAAAAUAACAUAAACUGUAGCUUGUAAGCUUAUGAAAUUAAAGUACAAAUGUAUUUUUUAAUUAGCUGUUAUUGAUGUCGGUGGAAUGUCAAAAAUUUCCAGUUUUGUAUGACCUUCACAGCCAUACAAACCUGCAUCAUUUUAACGGUUUGGCACCAUAUAUCCUGCACUGAUUUGACCGGCCAUAAAACCCAAAUAAAAAAAAAUGACAGAAAAUUAUCCUUACUGAAAUAUAUAAUUGGGACAAUGUUUUAUACAUCUUAAUAUGUGACUUUUGAAUGCUAGUAAAAUGAGCGAUAUAUAGUAUUGUUAACAAAAACGUGAGAAAUAUGGGAAACUGAUUUGUAAGCUUGGCAUGUAACUAUAGUUUUCUUUGUGGUUUUAUGAAGCUUUUGACAGAAGUAAAUUUUGUUUUAAAACAUAAUUUUAUAAUGAAAAGGUGGUGGAUGUAAGAAAAAUCAUUUUAAAUGACCUAAUUCUCACAUAUUUCUUGCCAGAAAUUCCUACUUUUCUCUAGUAUCUGAAAACCUUUGAUUCAGCUUCUUCCUCUUUGAUCAGUUGAAAACUGCCUGUAGAUUUUUGAGCAAAGACAAGCUUUGUUAUUACUGGUUUUUUAUUUGUGAUGUAUGCUGUGAAAUAAUGUCAGAAUGAAUCUAGAUUAGAAUUUUGAUUUAAGGCUUUUCCUUUUGACUCUUUAUUUCUUUGUUUUGCUUUAAUAUUUGUUUUUAAGAUUAUAAUUUGACAAAUUUACUGUGAUAUAUUUAUGCUAUAAAUAAAUUGAUGGAAAUCCA